UCCGCAGCCUGGCGGGCCCAGCGGGCGGAACCGGUAGUGUCUGGCACUUGGCUCGCCCGGACUCUGAAUCCCGGAGCACCAGGUGCCCACGAGAACGCUGUUCUCUUUGGCUUCCGGGCGCACGCUACUCUGUCGCCGCCGUCAGACCGGAAUUCUCGGUGCCGCCACAACCGCUGUCUGUGCGCCCACCUCUGCUGCCGCCAUGGGGAUCUUAGAGAAGAUCUCGGAGAUCGAGAAGGAGAUCGCUCGGACGCAGAAGAACAAGGCCACUGAGUAUCAUCUGGGCCUGCUGAAAGCUAAGCUCGCCAAGUAUCGGGCCCAGCUCCUGGAACCGUCCAAAUCAGCCUCGUCCAAAGGAGAGGGCUUUGAUGUCAUGAAGUCGGGUGAUGCCCGUGUGGCGCUGAUUGGAUUUCCCUCUGUGGGUAAGUCCACAUUCUUGAGUCUGAUGACCUCCACGGCCAGCGAGGCAGCGUCCUAUGAGUUCACCACUCUGACGUGUAUUCCUGGGGUCAUUGAAUACAAAGGUGCCAAUAUCCAGCUCCUGGACCUUCCUGGAAUCAUUGAAGGCGCAGCCCAAGGAAAAGGCCGUGGCCGGCAGGUGAUCGCUGUGGCGCGCACGGCUGACGUCGUCAUCAUGAUGCUGGAUGCCACCAAGGGAGAGGUGCAGAGGUCUCUGCUGGAGAAGGAGCUGGAAUCUGUGGGCAUCCGCCUCAACAAACACAAGCCUAACAUCUACUUCAAGCCCAAGAAAGGUGGUGGCAUCUCCUUUAACUCGACAGUCACGCUGACCCAGUGUUCGGAAAAGCUGGUGCAGCUCAUCCUGCACGAAUACAAGAUCUUCAAUGCAGAAGUGCUCUUCCGAGAAGACUGCUCCCCGGACGAGUUCAUCGAUGUGAUCGUGGGCAACCGGGUGUACAUGCCCUGCCUGUAUGUUUAUAACAAAAUCGACCAGAUCUCCAUGGAAGAGGUGGACCGCCUGGCCCGAAAACCCAACAGUGUGGUCAUCAGCUGCGGCAUGAAGCUGAACCUGGACUAUCUGCUGGAGAUGCUUUGGGAGUACUUGGCCCUGACCUGCAUCUACACCAAGAAGAGAGGACAGAGGCCAGACUUCACAGACGCCAUCAUUCUCCGGAAAGGGGCCUCAGUGGAGCACGUGUGCCACCGCAUCCACCGGUCACUCGCCAGCCAGUUCAAGUACGCCCUGGUGUGGGGCACCAGCACCAAGUACAGUCCGCAGCGGGUGGGCCUGACCCACACCAUGGAGCACGAGGACGUCAUCCAGAUCGUGAAGAAGUAACGGCGCCAGCCGGGCCUCCCGCCCACCUGCCUCGUCUCCCUGGGGAGGUGGUCCCACUGGGACACACAAACACCCAAACAGAAAAAUACAAAUACACGUACCCCAGGAAGGGGUCCCUCAAGUCUCUGCUAUUUACAGAAGUUUCUUCAGUAGGCAGACGAAGAGUGUGUUGGGGCAGAGGGGCUCGUCUGGAGGCAUUUCCCAUAAGACUGAGCCCUCUCAUGGGGGUUUUGAGUUUGUAGUGCUGAGCCUGCAUCUGUGCCUCCCAGCCCCCUGCACUGAGGGAGCAAGUUGCCCACCUGCCCGCCAGCCAGGGCCUAAAGCAGAUGGCAUGCUCAGUGCCAGGCUGGUAGCUGGGCCUGUUUGGGUCCCUGGAGGCUGUGGCUGCUGUCAUGGCACCUCACUCCCUCAGCUCCUGCCAGCUUCUCUGACACUUGGGUUGGGGGCCCUUCCAGGAGGAAACCCCCUUGGGUGCCCCACACAGGGCUCUCCAUGAUGGGAACCAGUGGUUAGUGGCUUCAAAGGCCCAGCUGACACCCUCCACAGCCUAAGGGGUGUCCUAAAGUGCCUCCCCCUGUAUUCCCCCUCCCAGGGCAGCCCCUGCCCAGCACAAAACCCCAGGACCCUGGCUCUGCACGCCUGGGGCAGGGACUUUUGAGUUUAGGAUCUGUAUUUUCUAAGUCCCCAGUUCUCCUGGCUCUCCUUUCUGAAAUAAAGGAUUGAAAACGG
Gorilla gorilla gorilla (western lowland gorilla) is the source of this 2026-nucleotide messenger RNA. RefSeq names its product developmentally regulated GTP binding protein 2 (gene DRG2). The transcript has 13 exons. Lineage: Eukaryota; Metazoa; Chordata; Mammalia; Primates; Hominidae. The record is from RefSeq and is a predicted model, not a curated record. The coding region runs from base 203 to 1297 and encodes 364 amino acids. Gene Ontology annotation, molecular function: GTPase activity; GTP binding.